AAAAAAAAGAAAACAAAACAAAACCGUCACUAGUCAUCCACCUCGAUCCUAUCCAUUUUCUUUCGAAGCUACUAGAAGAACCUUGUCGAGUCGAAUUUCCACUAUUUUACUCGGAAGGUUUCCCUCACUUCUCCUCUUCAGCCCAUCUUUAUCCAAAAACCAAAAUUAAAAAAGAAAACAAUAGAAACUAAACUUUCAGUAAACAGCCAUGGAUGCAUCAAAGGUAAACCAGUUGAAGCAUUUCGUCGAACAGUGCAAGUCCAAUCCUUCGAUUCUCCGCGAUCCUUCUCUCUCCUUCUUCCGCGACUACAUCGAGAGUCUCGGCGCCAAGCUUCCUCCCUCCGCUUACGAUCACGGAGACUCCAAAUCGAGCUAUGUUGUGGAUGAGAGCGACGAGGACAUGGCGGAGGAUGAAGGCAAGCACGGCAAUGUCGAAGAGGAAGAAGAAGACGAGAUAAUCGAAUCCGAUAUCGAGCUAGAAGGCGACAUUGUUGAGCCCGAUAACGAUCCUCCACAGAAGAUGGGAGACCCGUCGGUGGAGGUCACUGAGGAGAAUCGUGACGCCUCGCAGGCGGCCAAGGCCAAGGCCAUCGAAGCCAUUUCGGAAGGUAACUUGGAGGAGGCGAUAGAUCAUCUCACUGAAGCAAUUUCGCUUAAUCCAACAUCCGCGAUCAUGUAUGCGACAAGAGCUACUGUUUAUAUCAAGAUGAAAAAACCCAAUGCUGCAAUUCGUGAUGCCAAUGCCGCUCUUGAGAUUAAUCCCGACUCUGCAAAAGGUUACAAGUCUCGGGGCAUGGCACAUGCAAUGCUUGGUCAAUGGGAAGAGGCAGCAAAGGAUCUUCAUUUGGCAUCAACUUUGGACUAUGAUGAAGAAAUAAAUGCCGUACUUAAGAAGGUUGAACCAAAUGCUCACAAGAUUGAGGAACAUCGUCGUAAAUAUGAUAGGCUGCGUAAAGAGAGGGAGGAGAAAAAAAUUGAACGUGAGAGACAAUGUCGCCGAGCUGAAGCUCAGGCUGCAUAUGAGAAGGCAAAGAAGCAAGAAGAAUCAUCUUCCAGUAGAAAACCUGGUGGUUUUCCGGGUGGUAUGCCUGGAGGUUUCCCCGGAGCUGGAGGUUUCCCUGGAGCUGGAGGUAUUCCUGAAGGUUUUCCUGGUAGCAUGCCCGGAGGAGUGCCUGGAAAUGUUGAUUUUAGCAAAAUAUUGAAUGAUCCUGAACUAAUGGCUGCAUUUAGUGAUCCGGAAGUCAUGGCUGCUCUUCAAGAUGUAAUGAAGAACCCUGCUAAUCUUGCAAAGCAUCAAGCAAAUCCAAAGGUGGCUCCCAUCAUUGCCAAGAUGAUGAGCAAAUUUGGCGGACCAAAAUGAAAUGUUCAGGAAAGGUCUAGAUUGCGAAGUGGGUGUAAAGGUUGUUUUUCUUGAUGGAAUUUGGGGUAGCUUGAUGAAACUUUCCUAAUUUUAUUUCAUCUUAUUUCUUGUUUUGACGUUUGAAUUCCAUGUUUAUCAACUGUUUUGUCAUGGGUAAUUAUAUGUCCUCACUAAUAAACAACUUUGAGCCGAUUUACUGUU
Molecule: messenger RNA, 1561 nt
Organism: Morus notabilis
Lineage: Eukaryota; Viridiplantae; Streptophyta; Magnoliopsida; Rosales; Moraceae
Product: FAM10 family protein At4g22670
Exons: 11
Coding region: 209-1360 (383 amino acids)
Molecular function (GO): Hsp70 protein binding; protein dimerization activity
Source: RefSeq, a predicted model, not a curated record